AUGCUCGGAGUGAAGCCUAUCCUCUGCCAAACCUACCCCGAAGCCGCCUUCGUCCUCUUCCUCGAAUGCUGCACUCCGCUCAUCACCCCAAAGACAAAAGCCACCUCCCUCGUCCUCGUCGCUCCCAACAACUCCACUGGCGCGAUCUACUCCCCUGCAGCUUCCACGCACCCUUCACCCGUCUCACAACAGAUCAAGGCAUGGCCUUUAUUCCUGCCUAGACCCACCGCGACCUAA
This is a messenger RNA of Stereum hirsutum FP-91666 SS1, 237 nucleotides long. RefSeq lists its product as uncharacterized. The transcript has 2 exons. NCBI's taxonomy places the organism in Eukaryota, Fungi, Basidiomycota, Agaricomycetes, Russulales, Stereaceae. Bases 1 to 237 code for a protein of 78 amino acids. The record is from RefSeq and is a predicted model, not a curated record.